This is a messenger RNA of Sycon ciliatum, 4996 nucleotides long. RefSeq lists its product as uncharacterized. NCBI's taxonomy places the organism in Eukaryota, Metazoa, Porifera, Calcarea, Leucosolenida, Sycettidae. The transcript is spliced from 3 exons. The record is from RefSeq and is a predicted model, not a curated record. Bases 393 to 4976 code for a protein of 1527 amino acids.
AAAAAAAUUGACGUUUUUGGAAUCUCGUUCCAUGUAUGGGUGCACAAAGAAAUCUCUUCAGGAUCCGCGAGAAAGGGUCUCUGUGACCUCAUAAUCGCGAAGAGUUGAUGGUUUUCCUGGGGCCAAAGCCUUGUUUGGCGAGUGUUUCGACCUUCGUUUUCGAUUGUCGACAUUGCUUGCAAGCUGCACUUUUAUCGUUCAGAGUACGCACAGUAUCUGCUCAAAUUUGAAUUGGCGGUCCACAUGGUACUCCACGUGGCACAUUUCUUCAGUCAGAGACUCAAAACAAUUAGAACAGAAGUGAAUGCGUUUUCGUAGCUUUCCUGUUAGAUUUCCAUUAUGUCUUUUGAUUUUAGGUUGGUAGUUAGUUAGGUAUAAGUAGCACUGUGUUCAUGGCCAGCUUUGACGGCGGUAGUGCUCCCAGCCGUCGCAUCACCCGGCAAUCAAUUGAUGUGCCCCUCGUAGCACCAGGUCACGCACUCUGUCUCUUUUGUGGCCAAGUGAAAAAGAAAAUUCCAAACCGUUCCACCAGGCAGAACCUCUCGCAGCUACUUACGGAGGACGCUGAAGCCAAAUUAAAAAGGGCUGCGUCCAUCCGUAAGGACGACCGAAUUAUCAUUGCCAUCUCUGGCGGCGGCAGCCUUAUUUCCAGAGAAGUUUUUUAUCACAGACACUGCUAUCAGGCCUACACUCGUGAGGUGUCCUUGUCACGCCUGGAGAGUGACAGCACAACCCUUGCAGUGGUUGAUGAGCAGGAGGAGGAGCAGGCCCCUGGUGAUGAUGGUAAGGAGUGUGCUUUCUUAGCCAACAUCCAACACCGACUUUUUCACCAGAAUGAAGUGUUGGACAUAAAUCAGUUGACAUCUGUUUACAACACAACAAAUGCAUUGACCGUUCGUAAUGAUUUUGUUAAGAGCUACUUAAUUGAUAAUUAUGGAACAGAGCUCACGUUUGUGAGACCUGCAGCUCGCCGCAAGUGUGAGCUUGUUUACGCCACUGUUAAUGCCCCCACCUUAAUCGCCCAUGCCCAUAGCGCAGGUGCUUUUGGCAAUGUGGAUAGCGAUGAGGAUGUCGCCAUUAGUGAAGUGGUUCAGCGAACUGCACCAAUGAGCAGCGGUGCGGAUGUGGGUACAGUGUACCAUGCUGCACGGUCACUGCGUGUCCUCUGUCAGGAGCACAACUUUGACGAGUGCACAGGGCUUUCAGUUGACGAUGCAAGUGCCAGUGUACCGGACAUGCUGCACAAUUUCCUGGUGUGGCUUAUGUCAGACAAGUAUCAUGCUGUUGUGCAGUCAACCAAGAUCUCAGUAGAAGAUCCAGCAACGUGUCGGCGUGUUCAGUCCAUUGCGCAGGAUGUAAUGUUUGCCACUGCCUCGGCAAUUCCACCCAAGCACAUAGUCUUGGCAUUGACCCUGCACCAUCUGUUCCGGAGUGAGAAGUUGACCACAAUGUUAAACCGCUUGGGUCAUUGCAUUGCCUACUCGCAAGUGUUGGAAAGAGAGACCAAGAUGGCAGAGGACAAGCUAGUUGCCGGGCAUGUUGUGGAUCAGCUUCCAGACGUCAUCAAUCCAAGUACACCAUUCUAUCAUGUUGCUGACAAUAAUGACUUGAACGAGGAGACAGUGGACGGGAAGGGCACCACUCACUGCACCAACACGAUUGUUGUGCAGCCAAUUCUGAGUAGUGAGGGUGAUGGCACAUGGCUGCCUGGAGCACAAGGCCAUGAGCGGAACCGGAAGCGCAAAAGAGCCCUGGAUAUACAGCCAGAAGUAUUUGCAGACAUCGUUUGCGCCAAGAAUGUAAACCCUGCGAGGCGGCCGGCUGUGACACAGCAGCAACUGGAAGGUGUUAUGUCGGAUGGUGAUGCUGUGGCGCUGAACGACUUCACCUGGAGGCGUUGUCGAUCCAGUCGAAGUGGAGAGCUCCUUGACCCGGUCGUUGAAGUGUUGUCUGAUUUACCCGAGCAAAAAGUGCCAUCAUGGUCAGCAUUCAACGCACUGGUGAGCCGCAAGGAUGUACCACCGAAAUCCAGGAUUGGAUAUUGCCCUGUGAUGAAUGCUUCACCAACCGAGUCUUCAACCGUGUAUGCAUUGCUGACCAAGUGCCUACGAAGGUGUCAAAACUCUGAUCUGAGCUUCACGUUGAUUGUUUUCGACCAAGCCAUUUACGCCAAGGCCGUGGACAUUGUCACACAACGAGGAGAAGAGUUUGCGCCUAUUGUACUGAGACUAGGUGCUUUUCAUAUUGCUUGCACCUUUCUGGCAAUCAUCGGGAAGAGGUUUCGCGAUGCCGGUCUGUUGGAUCUGCUUGUGGAAUCUGGUGUUGCUGGAACUGCAUCAGCCUCCUCUGCCCUGGAUGGUCGGCAAUACAACCGGGGUAUGCGAUUCCACAAGAUUGCUUCCGAGGCAUUGGAACGGUUGCGCUGGAAGGAAUUUGUGGAUGCCAGCAACUUGACUGAGCUUGACAUACCUCUCUCCUCAGCCUUUCAAGAGUUGGAGAUGUGCAUCACCAGUGACAACCUGUCACGGGUUACUGCUUCUCCUGCUUUGCGGAGCCUCUACAUCAAAUACCAGGAAUUUUGCCAACAGCAGUCCCAGCUGGUUCCAAACUUUGGACUAUGGUCAUCGUACAUCAGCAUGGUGGAUCUGCUACUGCGGUUUGUCAGGGCUAGUCGCACUGGCAACUGGAAGUUGCAUCUCGUCUGUGUGCGGGAUAUGCUUCCCUGGUGUUUUGCAUAUGACCGAGUGAACUAUGCCCGGUUCAUGUCGUUCUACUGGCUCGACAUGACCCAAUUGCCAACGAACCACCCAGAAGCUCAUGCCUUCCUGGAGCAGGGUGGGUUCUCGGUGCAACGGUCAUCCAACCCUUUUGCUCGAGUAGCGUCCGACCAAGCUAUUGAACAAUCGAUCAAUCGAGCCACAAAAACCACAGGCGGUAUAAUUGGGUUCAGCCGCCAUCCUGCUACUGUACAGCGCUGGGUGCUCACAGCACAUGACCGUGCAGCAGUCGCUGAUGUUUGCUUGGAACACUGUGGCCUUGAUGACAGUACUGAAGAGAGAGAUACCUUUCACAAGGAUUGCCAGAAGGGCAGAAUGGUGCGGGAUGAGAAGGAUGUCCUCCAAAUGAUCGGUACCGUCUCCAUGCUUCGCAAUCCAUUCAUUUCAUCAUCCAAACAGCCAUGCAUGGAGUUAAUCCAUCUUGCAUCUGGCGUUGAAGCAUCCAAGGAAGCUGCCCAGGACCUUCGAACGGCUGAAGAGCGUGGCAAGGUUUGUUUUCAUGAGUUCCUCCAUGAACGGUUGACUGCUGGGCAAUCCGCUAAGGGAUUCCAUGAUCCACUGAAGAAGCAGAACCUGCAGACCUUCACCAAGAAGAAAGCAAAGAAGACGGCAUCGACCAGCAACACCGACAUCCUUCGUGCAGACAGGUCUACUUUCUCUCGAAUGGCCUUGAUUGCUCAAACGCGUGAAAUGGAUAUGCGGCAGGUGAUGUCAUACCCACUAGGUGAAUUGCCUUGGGCAAUUGCCUCUACAUCAGGAGCUCUCGUGAAGACAAACAAGUCUGCUUUACUUACUCUGCUCACCGAUGGCAUAUCGACUGCACCUCCAACCAACACUGCUGCUGCUAAUGGAGCCCUGAUUAUUGAUGCUAUGGCAAUGAUCAGGACCCAGAAGCUAAGCGAAGCGCCUGCAUCAUUUGGAGAGUUUGCUGCAGUAGUCCUGAAACAGCUCUGCGGCUACUUUUCUAAGUACACCCGAGUGGACUUCGUUGUGGACACGUACCGUGACAUCUCCAUCAAGAACUUAGAAAGGAGCUCUCGUGCAGCCGAUGGAGUGUUGCGACUGCAUCUGACAAACCGGUCCCAACGAAUGCCUCGGCAAUUUAACAAGUAUCUUUCGCUGGGCACGAACCAGGAGGAGCUGAUAGCCUUCUUGUUCACAGAAUGGCAGCGUCCCGAGCAGAUGCAGAAGAUUCCUGAUGGCAAGGAGCUUGUGACAACUUCCAGGCAAUCAUGUAGCACGGUAAGAUGCGUAGAUGGUGUGGGUGUCCAUACUCCUGUUGCGAGCCUUAAAUCGACGCAUGAAGAAGCUGACACGAGGCUCCUUCUCCAUGCCAGCAAUGCGGCGGCAGCAGGUCACGCGAACGUGACCAUCAAGUCACCGGACACCGAUGUGUUAGUUCUUGCUGUAUCAGUCACGAAUCGCAUCCCUGCUGCUCUACACUUCCUAACUGGAACUGGCAACAAGACACGGAAGAUACCGGUCAAUGCCGUCAGCGAAAAGUUGGGCAGAGAGGUGUGUGAUGCUCUGCCGGCAUUCCAUGCCUUUACCGGCUGUGACGCAGUCAGUUCCUUUGCGCACCAUGGCAAGAAAUCUGCCUUCAAGUUGCUGUGCUCCCCAGCCCACUCCGACUACAAGGCAAUCUUCGCCCGUGUUGGUUGUAACUUUGACGGACUUCCUGGUGAUGUCACUGAUUCCCUGGAGACGUUUCUGUGCCUUCUCUACAAUGCAAAAAGUUGCACCAAGGUCAACGAUGCAAGGUAUCAGUUGUUCUGCACGAAAACGUUGCAGUCGAAUCAGCUUCCUCCAUGCCAUGAUGCCUUCGUCAAGCACUGCGCCAGGGCCAACUAUCAGGCUGCUGUGUGGCGCCUUUGUCUUGCUGCAAUACCAGACAUACCUGCUCCACACGAGAAUAAUCAAGGCUGGUGUCUGAAUAGCGAUGGCAAUCUUGCCGUUUCUUGGUUGAGCCUACCCCCAGCGCCCCGAGCACUCCUUGAGUUCCUCAGCUGUGGCUGCAAGACAGGCUGUAGCAGUGGGAACUGCUCAUGCCGGCGCCAUACUUUGAAAUGCACAGAUGCCUGCCAGUGUCGCCACAACUCGGCAGGAGUUGCCUGCACCAACUGCCCAACUCUGGACACGGUUCAGGAAGACGUUGCUUCAUCUCUGGAAGCAGAUGACACACUGCAAGCUGUGCAGUGAAACACUUCUUCGCUGGUCGC